AUGAAUUUGGGCUACAUCCUAUUUCAUUAUACUGUCUACAAAGAUCCUGAGAAAUCUUAUAAGCAGUUCAAGUCUCUUUCGCAUACUGUAGAAAAAUAUUCCCAAAACUUGCUAGAUAGAGCAGAUAAUCCUAUCAGGAAAGGAAUAAUUGCUAUAAUCAUUUUUUUUCGCUGGUCAUUACUGGUGAUUGCGGGUGAGAAAAUUGCUCUUUCCCGGGUAGUUCAAUGGUCUCGUCCAAAUUUUGGGAAAGCUAAUUUGAAUUCGACCUAUAAAUUCCUUAUGGUAAUUAUUUAUAAAGAGUUCUCUUGGAAGUACUGGAUGCAUAUGCUCUAA
Molecule: messenger RNA, 333 nt
Organism: Phycomyces blakesleeanus NRRL 1555(-)
Lineage: Eukaryota; Fungi; Mucoromycota; Mucoromycetes; Mucorales; Phycomycetaceae
Exons: 3
Coding region: 1-333 (110 amino acids)
Source: RefSeq, a predicted model, not a curated record